GUAAACAUGGCUCCCGCAUCACAUCGCCCUCGCAAGAAGAGAAGAGAAGACCAGGUCUCCGGUCCUCGCAGCAAUGCCCUGAUCAUCACAGAUGGCGAGACGAAACAACAGAAGCCAGCUNUUCCCCUAGUAUCUUUCUUACUGCCUGCAAAGGGGACAGUGUCGCAAUGGGUUGUGAUGCCGCUCAUCCUCAUGGCUGGCUUCUCAGGUGGGCUACUGGCUUCUGGGGAUAUUCUGNGUCUCGAUAAACCUCCUAUGCAUGGCGACUUCGAGGCACAGCGUCACUGGAUGGAGCUGACCAACCAUUUGCCUGUCUCACACUGGUAUUUCCAUGACCUGCAAUGGUGGGGUCUGGACUAUCCUCCAUUGACAGCGUACCAUAGCUGGGCACUUGGUAAAAGCUCUCGAGGUCUCGACGAUCCCGAUUUGAAGAUAUUCAUGCGUGCUACAGUCAUUAUCUCAGAAUACCUCAUCUUGGUGCCUGCGGCAGUCAUCUUCAUCCGUCACAUGAGCAAACUCUGCGGAAUCACGACAUGGGAGUCUUCAGUUGCCCUCACGGCUGUACUAAUGCAGCCAGCAACAAUGCUCAUCGACCAUGGACACUUUCAGUACAACACUGUCAUGCUUGGCUUGAUGCUUGCAUCCAUGUCAAGUAUGCUCGCAGGCCGCCAUUUGUGGAGUUGUGUCUACUUUGUCGCUGCGCUCGGCUUCAAGCAAAUGGCACUGUUCUAUGCGCCGGCCGUGUUCGCUUACCUACUGGGUAUCUGUGUGUUCCCGCGUAUCAACAUUGGUAGGCUGCUGAGCAUAGCUGUCAUUACCAUUGUCUCCUUUGCAGCUCUUUUCUUGCCAUUCCUUCUCGGCGUGGCUUACGAUUCGUGGAAGGGAGUGUUUUUGCCAUUCGAUGCACAAGCUCCGCCACUACUCGAGAACCUUCCGGUUCAGAUCUCGACCAAGGCAUGGUACUAUCCGCUUGUCUUCCAGCUUGCACAAUCUAUUCAUCGUAUCUUCCCCUUCUCACGCGGACUCUUCGAGGACAAGGUGGCAAACAUCUGGUGUGCUGUACAUGCAUCUGGAGUGCACAAGCUUCACAAGUACGACUCGAGUCUUCUGUCUAGGGCAGCACUUGGGCUGACCAGCCUGUCAAUUCUCCCACCAUGCAUGGUUAUCUUCUUCAAGCCGAAGAAGGAGCUCGUACCAUGGGCAUUGGCAACUACAGCGUGGNGGUUCUUCCUUUGCAGCUAUCAAGUGCACGAGAAGAAUGUUCUGCUGCCUUUGUUGCCAAUGACUAUGCUCAUGGCUGGACAUGGCGGUCUGAGACCCGAUCUGCGGGCAUGGAUUGGAUUUGCCAACACGUUGGCUUGCUGGACUAUGUUCCCUCUGCUCAAGAGGGACGAACUCAGGAUCCCUUAUUUCGUCUUGACUCUUCUUUGGGCAUACCUCAUGGGUCUUCCGCCUGCAUCGCUGUCGGCCUACUUUGGGGAGCAAGGUGUCUGGCUGUCGCUUCCUGUCAAAGCGGUGCAUCUUCUGUUCUACUUAGCAAUGAUGGGCUGGCAUGUUGCUGAGACAUUCGUGCAGGCACCUGCCAACAUGCCUGAUCUAUGGGUCGUCGGCAAUGUCUGUGUCGGUGCUGCAGGAUUUGGCUUGUGCUAUCUUUGGUGUCUGUGGCACCUGGUAGCAGAAAGCGGAUUCUUGCAGCUUGGCAAGUCAACAGAUGACAAGCAGAAGAUGUUGUGA
Aureobasidium vineae is the source of this 1734-nucleotide messenger RNA. The record is from the annotation of a GenBank genome assembly. Lineage: Eukaryota; Fungi; Ascomycota; Dothideomycetes; Dothideales; Saccotheciaceae.